Molecule: messenger RNA, 1313 nt
Organism: Owenia fusiformis
Lineage: Eukaryota; Metazoa; Annelida; Polychaeta; Sabellida; Oweniidae
Source: the annotation of a GenBank genome assembly
CAGCAACAAGGAAGGUAACUGUUUUAUGUAUGAUACAACUUUUGAAUGCUAUUGAGGUUAGCCUGCUUAUAUGAUAAAAGCUAAAGCACAACAACAACGCACUAGAGAUGGAGAGCCAGAAUCCACAACAAACUAUCUCAUACAAUACACCAGUGAGACAGAAAAUAAAGGAAUUUAAAGGAUAUGGCGCAAUUUUCUUAGGCUCAUUCCUGCUAAAAUUAGGUCUUGGAGCCAUAAUAAUUGGUGGGAUGACAUACCAUUAUACAUACAAGUCAUACGAGUAUCCUGAAAAGAUGUACCUGAACGUUAAUUCUAGAUUUUUUGUUGGAGUUUGGACUGGAGUUUUUUUUGUACUGACUGGUAUUAUUGGGAUUGUGGCAGGAAUAUCUAAAAGUCAAUGUAUGAUUGCAACACUUUUGGUACUGAGUGUUAGUGGAAUAUUCUUUGCCAUUGCCUUGUUGAGUACCUAUGCAGUUACAUUGCCAUUUGUAAUGGAAGGUCUAAGAAAUGAAGACCAGGAAAACCAACGAGCAGAACUAAUAAAUUGGGAACUAUGGGCCGGACUUGAUGGGGCAUUAUUUACUAUUGGAGUCGUCAGUGGUUUUCUGUGCAUUGUAUCCUCUAUAUUGGGCUGUGCAGUUGUUUGUUGUGGCAGGAGGAAUGCAAACACUGGACACUACCUAGAGAUGGAGAGCCAGAAUCCACAACAAACCGUCCCAGACAAUGCACCAGUGAGAGAGAAAAUUGAUGAAUUUAAAGGUCGUAGCGCAAUUUCCUUCGGCUUAUUGUUGAUAAUAUUGGGUAUUGGAGCUGCAAUAAUCGAUGGGAUGAUUUUCAAAUUCGACUUUCAACAAUAUCUUUCUUUAUCCACUCCCUUCUGGUUUACUGGAGUUUGUGGUGGAGCUGUGUUUGUUCUGACUGGUAUUAUUGGUAUUGUGGCAGGAACGUCUAAAACGCAAUGUAUGAUUGCAACACAUUUGGUUCUUAGUGUUCUUGGAAUAUUCUUCGCCAUUUCCUUGAUAAUAUACUAUAGCUUUAUGGUAUCAUAUGUAGGAUGGUCAUUGGAAUCUGUCACGUUACUCGACCUAAGUGUGAUAUCGAUUGCCAUUGGAGUUAUCUGUGGUAUUCUGUGCAUUGUAUCCUCUAUAUUUGGCUGUGCAGUUGUUUGUUGUGGCAGAAGGAAUGAAAUCCCUUCAUGGAACUACCCAGGUGCUGAUAAUUCUGGACAUAUUCCCUAUAGAUAUGGACAAGAGAUGCAACAAAAUCCCAUUCAUGCGCAGCAUCCACAGAAAGAAGAACAGUUAAGGUUCUAA